Molecule: messenger RNA, 1323 nt
Organism: Microbotryum saponariae
Lineage: Eukaryota; Fungi; Basidiomycota; Microbotryomycetes; Microbotryales; Microbotryaceae
Source: the annotation of a GenBank genome assembly
AUGACGACUUUUGGUCCUGAACCUCUCUCUCUCCCCCUCCCCUCCUCCUCUCGAACCCACCUUUCACGUCGUCUCAUCUUGUCAUGCACUUUUGUCGUCACACCUGAAUCGACUCGUCUCCCCUCCUUUAUAAAGAUCCUUUCUCUCCUCUCUUCCUCUCCUCCUCCCUCACACCCAAACGCGCUCCAACCUAUCUAGUGGUUCCUCCAUCUCUACGUUGUCAACGAGUUUCGGCUAUUCUCCUCCCCUAGCUGUAGUCUUGGUUUUUUCUCAGAUUUGCGCUCGAACGUAAAUGCUAAACCUUUCUCAAAGCCAAUCGAGUUUUGGCCGAGAGCCGCAGGGAUCAGCGAAACGCAUGAGGUGGUCCAUCACGCAUCACGCGAGGCGGACCCCACAUUCCCGUCCUCCCCCCGUCCGUUCAAGCUGGGAACGUCCCCACUGCAAUGACCUCACGCCUUGACCUCCCUCGAUCUGACUCACCAGGACCUCAUGACAACACCAAACCCUUGCUCUACACGAGCCCAAACUCAUCGUCAUCCUCGUCCCCCAGAUGUGUGGUCAUCUACUUGCACGGUCGAGGUGGAUCACCGGAAGAGGACUUGCCCGUGUUUAGGCCUACGUUCGAUAAGCUGAAUGAGGAGAUGGCGGGAAGCGUGGAGGGGGUGUUUUUAAGGGCGCAGGAUGAGAUUUGGUAGGUACUUGCUGAGGUGGUAUGGAAGUUGAUGUCGGGGUGGAGCUGACGGGGCGGGGCCGGAAGUGGGGCCCUGGCUCAAGGGUUGAAAUGCCUCAGCAGGGUGGUGUCGCGACCUUUCCAGAAUUGACUGACAGCUUAUAUCAUUUCUCGUGUAUCCAAACAGGUACCCGAACCACUGGGACCAACCCCCGAUAUCACAAGAACCCUACCUCACCUCCGCGCUAUGCCUCAUCGACCGCACGAUCACCUCCCUCUCCGUACCUUCGAACCGCGUCAUCCUCGCCGGGUUCUCCCAGGGCGCUUCCCUAGCUUUGAUCUACGCCCUUUCACAUCCUGAUAAACCGCUGGGUGGUGUUCUGGCUUUGUCGGGGAGUAUCAUUGGUGCGCCUGAAGAUUUCCCGGGGACGGAAAUGGAUCCUUUGAUGCCGAUUUACAUCGGAUGGGGGGAUGAAGAUAGGUAUUAUAGGCCCAGUCGGGUGGAGAAGGAUGUAGAGGGUCUGAAGGCAAGAGGGGGCAAGGUCGAGUUGAGGUUGUUUCCUGGCAUGGGACAUUUCGUUACGGCUGCCGAGGUGGAGAAACUUGAGGAGAUGAUUAGGGACGUGAAGGGGAUGAUUUGGCAGGUGUGCUGA